Centruroides sculpturatus (bark scorpion) is the source of this 1860-nucleotide messenger RNA. RefSeq lists its product as uncharacterized. Gene Ontology annotation, cellular component: membrane. The transcript is spliced from 13 exons. The annotation marks the transcript as partial. The record is from RefSeq and is a predicted model, not a curated record. NCBI's taxonomy places the organism in Eukaryota, Metazoa, Arthropoda, Arachnida, Scorpiones, Buthidae. Gene Ontology annotation, molecular function: G protein-coupled receptor activity.
AUAUUUUUUAAUUGCAGAUUUUAUAUCGGUUCCACCGCUCAGGUUUGUGAAUGCUUACCCGGUUACAAAGGUGCGACGUGUGAAAUUAAAACAGAAAUGGAUCUUGAUGAAUGUGCGAACUAUGGUUGCUCUCAGUCGUGUACUGUAAAAGAAAAUAAAGAAAUAAUAUGCACUUGUCCUGGAGGUUAUUAUCUUUUAGAUGAUGGAAAAACAUGCACCCAAGAAGGAAAAACAAGAUAUUUUGUGAGCAUUAAAAUGUAUGAACAAAAUGUGGAUUUAGCUCAUUUAGAUAGUGUGCGCUAUAAGCAACUGAAAAAAGGAGUUGAAAAUGCACUAAAUGCACUUCUAAAACCACGACUCUAUCAAGUUGACAAUUUGACAGUCACAAGUUUUGAACCUAGUCCCAUUGUACAUUUUCAUUUUUUGGGUGAGAAAGAUGAUAACCAACAAGCUAAAGUUGUUCUAGAGGAGGCAUUGAAAACUGGAAAAAUUGAUAAAUAUCGUGUUAAUCGCACAUAUCUAAUAUUAAAAUGGGAACCAGCUCUUAGUAUUCAAGGAAUAGAAACUUCUGAAAAAAUGCCAAUUGUUGAAGGAACUGAAUUUAGCUUAGCUUGCAUUGCACAAGGAUCUGCUUCCAUGUCUUUCAAAUGGUUCAAAGAUGGUGCUCCAAUUAAUGUUCAUACACCAUAUCGUACUAUAUGGACAUCUCAAGUGCCAAAAAAUUCAAGGGAUCAAUAUACUGCUUUAUUAGGAUUUGACAGAACAAAUAUAUUAGAUUCAGGUGUUUUUACCUGCCAAGUAUCAGAUUGGGAUAAUACACACAAUAAAAGUUUGCAAGUGAAUGUUAUAUCAGCUCCUUUGUUUUUAUUAGAACCUUUAACUGCAACAAUUUAUCAAGGACAAAGUUUCAUAAUUACUUGUAUUCCUGAAACUUAUGGCAAAUUUGGAUACACUUGGCUUAAGAAUGGAAAAGUAUUAAAUCCAUCUCUUCAAACAGAACUUAUUGAAGAUUUAUAUCCAGUAGGAACUAGAUUGUUAGUUCAUUCAGCAAAAUCAUCAGUUGUUUAUACAUGCAUUAUAUCCAGUAACACUGGAACUACUAAGAAAAACAGUAUUAUAACAGUCAUUGAUAAAGAAACACCAAUAUGUCAAUCUGAGAGACAUAAAAAUGUAGAAUGGAGUAUCACUGCUGCUAAUACAGUUAAUCUUCAGAAUUGUCCUCAUGGAUAUGAAGGUAUUAUCAGUAGAAAAUGUGUUAUUAGAAAAGGUAAUGUUGCAAGUUGGGAAGAACCUGAUUAUUCUUCAUGUUUAUCAGCAAGAUUGAAAAGUAUUAAAACUCAGUUUGACAGUAUGAAGAUGGGUUAUCACUUGACAGAUUUAGAAACAAUAAUUCAAGAGCUUAAAGCAUAUAUUCUUGAUAAAAAGUCUAACCUUCAUCAUGCAGAGGGUGAACCAAUUGCUGAAAUGCUAGAAGGAAUGCUUGAUUAUUAUGAAAAUAUAAAUGAUCAAUUUAAUAUUUCAUGGAAUAUAUCAGAUACAUUUAUUGAUAUUAUUUCAUUUUUAUUGGAAACACCAUAUCUAAUCAAGAAGCAGUCCCAUAUUUUCAAGUUAUAUAACAAUAUUAAAGGAUUUGGUGAAAUAAGAGGAAGUUUAAUCGAAGUAGAUAGUCUUGAAGUAUAUCAAAAAGAAUUAUUUGAGUUAGAGAUUAAACGUAUUGAAUAUGAUAAAACCUAUCACCUCAGAUUUCCUCAUUUACAAAGGCCAAGAAAUGCAUUACGUUCUAAGAUUCACCAAUCGUGGUUAAUAAAUUCUAUUGAAAUAGAAAUAAACAAUGAAAAUNGACAUCUAAAUCUUUUCUAA